AUGAUGAGCACCAACGCCAUGCACUCGGGGCUGUUCACGCUGCACUUCACCCCGAUCUGCCCCGCGGCGGAUGCGGCGAAGCCGACGGCGUCCGGCAGCAAACCGUCCGUCACGCCGCCACCACCGGCGGAGUUCAGUGACUGGCACGUUCUCCUACGCUUCGCCGUGGAGAAUGAGGUGAUUUCGGUGAAGCGACAGGGGAAGAUAUUUUCCAUGGGCGACGAUUGCAGUACGAACGAUAACGGCGAGGAGGCAGUGGCCAUCCCUGGCCUGGGCCGCAUUCCGCGGCCGGUGAAGGACCGCCACGCAACGGCGGUGAUGCGCUGCCACUGCCACUGGCAGCUCGCUGACACCUUCCGCUUUGACCUGCACUUCGAGCAGCUGGAAGGAUCGGUGUUGGGCGCCAAGGAGGCGACGCUGUGCGACGUGACGGUGAACUGUGAGGGCAGCCACGCCUAUGGGUGGUACAUUGGCGAGGCAGUCGUGGCGGUAGGCGGCAAACCGCUCGCCCUCCCACGCCGCCUGCGCUUUCUGUUAGUUCCCUACACGGGCGCAGUCUGCGCCAUGUGCCUCGACCCCGUCUACGCGCAGGGCUACACCUGCACUGAAUGUGGUGUGGUGGAGUAUUGCUCGCAGAAGUGCCAGGCAGCGCACAUGAGUGGGGGCCACGGCUUGUUGUGUCAAACACUUCGACGCACCUACACGCAACGCUCAGGCAAGGUGGCGACGGAGACAGAGAAAGGUGUAGAACUGGUGGCGUGGUGGCGAUGCUUAGAGGAUGCAUGCUAUUCCAUUCUCGUUGAUUAUCAGAAUCCACUCGGACAACCCAUCGAGUUCUUCGUAUGCACACUGAAACCAGCGCAGGCGGAGGGCCUACGCUAUCGUUACAUUGUGAGAGAAGGCACCACACCCAAGGAGGUAAAACAGGAGGAGCUUGUGGAGUUUGCAUGUACCGUGUUCCGCGUGGUAAGUGAGAAUGCCAUCAACGAAGGCUGUACAUCGCUAGCAGCUGCGUGUCUGAACUAUAUCUUUGUAUUCAGCGGACGUGUAGAUGCUAUUGUGGAGUCUCACGUUCUUUACUACUACAGCUACCUAUGCGAAGAUUUCGAGGGUACCAUAUGCUCAGUGGAGGAGUAUGUGACGUAUGCACGCCCAAUGCAUGAGCUUGGUGUAGCGCUGCUAGAAUUCGCACUGAAGAGUCCAACGGCACUUCUCUUCUGGCAACGCAUCAAGCUGGCGAAAAACGUCUUCAUAAAUCUAUACAACGUUAACACAAGCUGUCAGUGCUCCGAAAUAAAGGAACUCGUAAGGACGAUACCUGCGCAACAGCGGGAGACGUUGCAUCUGCUGUCCAAACUCUUUCUCAUGAUGGCCUCGCGGGCCCCCAAGAAGGAGGGCCAGCGCCUCCUCGAGCAGGCAGAAAAAUGCCUGCGUGAUUGCCUCCCCACAGAGGAAGCAGAGGACGACGCCGUCUAUGCGGCAGAGCACGCGCAGAGUAUGGUGGGCAAAGCGGAGGGGGCACGGAUGCUCGAUGACAAUAUGGAGGAGAUGGAGCCUGCCUCCCUCGCCACGCUGUACUACCGGCUUUCGUUGCUGCUGCUGCUCUACGGCGACAAGAACAAGACACGUGAGGCGGAGGCACUCAAGGCACACGGCGACGCACUCAUCGCCAAAGCAAAGGCGGUGGAAGCGAAGGAGAAAAAUGCGUCAUCAUCAUAA
Molecule: messenger RNA, 1719 nt
Organism: Trypanosoma grayi
Lineage: Eukaryota; Euglenozoa; Kinetoplastea; Trypanosomatida; Trypanosomatidae
Exons: 1
Coding region: 1-1719 (572 amino acids)
Source: RefSeq, a predicted model, not a curated record